UUUUCACCUGCCCACGCAGGGUCGUUUGAUCAGGUUCUCGAGGAGGUUUGUGGGAAGCAGAACCUGGACCCCGGCGAGUUCGAUCUGAGGUUUCAGAGAUCAGUGCUAGAUCCUUCUCUACAGUGGAGAUUUGCCAAACUGCCCAACAAUGCCAAACUGGAGGUGGUGCCAAUCUCUCGUAACAGAGGAGGAACUGAAAGCAGAGUUCAGAUUGCAUUACAGUUGGACAGUGGUUCCCGGUUACAGGACACCUUUCACUCUGGCCAGACACUGUGGGAACUUCUCAGCCAUUUUACACAAACCAGGGAGUGUGUGGAGCAGCCCUGUGAAUUCUCCCCUACCUGUAUCUACAUGCGAGAUGAGAUCGCAGGGAAAGCUGCCCUGGAGAGGACAACACUGAAAUCACUUGGUCUGACUGGAGGCAAUGCCAUCAUCAGGGUUGUCAUGAAGAAAUGUGGCUCUUCUGGCCAAGAGGAGGCUGUGGACACAGUGGCCACAUUCAGCAAGCUCCCAGUGAGCCCAGUCUCCGCUGAAGGAGCAGUGGAUAAGCCAUUACCUCACACAACCAUGUUCUCAAAGGACUUGGCUCACAGCGAUGUGGCCCUUGCUUUAAACAAUUGUACGGACAAGCAGGAAUCCCAGGCCAGCUUGGGGGAGCCGUGUCCUCCCUCAGAUCCUGCGCCUGCCCCGGUGGGACCUUUCUUUGGAGAUGGCCAGCGUCUGGGGAGGGCCUCCGUAGCUGCAGAUGCUCCAGUGUCAGAUAUGCCAUCUUCCAAGCUGCCAACAUCUCUGUCCAGCCCUGGUGGCCCUUCUAAGCCAAAGAAAUCGAAGCCCAGCCAAGCUCAGAGAAAGGAGCAAGAGCAGCUUUUGGAGCGAGAGCCAGUUGUGUGCCAUCCAGACCUGGAAGAGCCACUGUCUGCUGGCCCACAGGACCUUCCUGAUGAGUUCUUUGAAGUUACGGUGGACGAUGUACGGAAACGCUUGGCCCAGCUACAGAGUGAGAGGAAACGUCUGGAAGAAGCUCCAUUGAUGACGAAAUCUUUGAGGGACACUCAGAUGAAGGAGAAAUUGGAGCGUUACCCAAAGGUCGUGCUGAGAGUCCAGUUUCCAGACCGUCAUGUUCUGCAAGGGUUCUUCCGCCCCACUGAAACUGUUGGCGUUUUGAGAGACUUUGUGAGAAGCCACCUGGCAGACACAGAGCUGCCAUUUUACCUGUUUGUUGCACCUCCCAGAACCAUCCUGAGUAAUGAAACUGAAACCCUCUUCCAGGCUAACCUCUUCCCAGCUUCUGUCAUUCACUUUGGAUCUGAGAAGCACAGAGAUUGUUAUUUGAGAUCAGAACUACUGGAGUCUACAGUGUCCCCUUCCACAGCUGACUUGCUAGUAGCUAGAGUCUUGUCCAAAUUGCUAGUCCCUUCUGCUCCCCCACCUUCAGAAACAGCUGUUGCACUCCCAGCUGGACCAGAGCAGACAGAUGAGUACCCAGAACCCGCAAAAGUCUCUGAAGCUUCACAGUCAGUGAGACAUACCCCUGAAAAAAUACCAAAGUGGCUGAAGCUGCCAGCUGGGAAGAGAUGAAACAUCCCAGGUGUUGGGCGUACAAGAUGACUUGGCUGGACUGAGAAGCAGCAGAAUCAGAUGCACUUCUUUCCAUUUGAACUGCUACACAGUUUAUAAUAAACCUUUGGUGAUCCCGAAGAGCUGAAUAACAUGAUUUAUUUCUUAGAAAAAUAAAACAGAAUAACUGUUUCAUGUUGCAAAUUCAACCUUGUUGGGAGCAAAGCCCCCUUGGUUGUAAAUGCCAUCUGCCCAGCAAUAGAAGUGAGGGCAGGAGGAGAAACGAAUGGUAUUCGGCAUGCAUGUAAUCUGAAAGGAACAGGUAGAGAGAGUUCUUAGCUUUGACUGCUGACUUUGCUUUAAUAGGUGUUUGACACUCAAGCCUUCUGAUUUCUGUCUUCAGAGGUUACUUGAAACAGUGGCUGUUCUGCCUGGAACAGACCAUGGUGCUGGAAUCAGCUGCACAAUUACAGACAGCUGGGCUGGUCCUUACUACAUAGAGUAGCAGUGGCUACUGCUGCUGGCAAUCCUGGAGGAGCUUUUUAGGUCAUUCUCAAUUUACUGAGUGGCUUUUGUUGGGAACUUCCUGGUUCAUUCUAAUUGUUUUCCAUUGGUGGAGUUUUGUUCAUGAAAAAUGCAGGUAUCUAUUAAUGGCAUAUGCCCUUGGACUAUGCCUGUGGACUGAACUCUGCAUUAUGUUAUGUUUCCAGUGAUACAUAAUUAACAAUUACUCCUUUAAUGGGAACAAAAUUCUAAUGAAAGGUCACUCCAUCUGCUGAUUUCUUUAGCUUUGAUGUUGCUUGCAGUGGAAGUGCUGUGUGUUUGCGGUCUGAAGACUGUAAGGAGGGGUUGCAGAGUUGGGAUGUGAGUUAAGGUUUAGAAAUGUGCCUACAAUAGAGAUGAGGUCUAUAGUGCUACAAUGUCCAGGCUACUGUAAUUUUAUUUGAAGAUUUUUUCAUAUUCCAGUAAUUCCAGUUGGUCAGUUACUGUGCCAUGGUAAUAAUUCUCACCAUUUGGUUUCUGCUUUUUCCUUGAACUGUGUGUGUGUCUGCACAAUUUGUAGAUGUAAUAAAGCAGAGUGGCCAUA
Pelodiscus sinensis (Chinese soft-shelled turtle) is the source of this 2644-nucleotide messenger RNA. The record is from RefSeq and is a predicted model, not a curated record. NCBI's taxonomy places the organism in Eukaryota, Metazoa, Chordata, Testudines, Trionychidae.